CUUCCCAAAUCUGCUACAUGCUAAUGCAUUGCAAAUUAACAACAUAUCAAAUCAUAUUAUAUCUUAAAUAUAUGUGCUAUAAAAUUCUUCAGUUGUUGCAGUGUAUUUUUUGGCUUAGCAGCAAUCCAGAUGGUUAAAUAAAUACACACACAUGUGCACAAACAUGCACACAAGUAGAUGGGCGUUGAUGUGCAGAGGUGGAGGAAAGCAGAGGACCAGUCAGGUGCCACAGAGAUUUCCAGCAGUGUCUGUGGAGUUCAGGGAGUAAAGUGUGUGCUUCACAAUGGCUUAGUAUGGUUCUUAAAAACAAGUAUUGGGCACAUCAAUAUGCAUUGGGUCGUGGGUACUUGGUUAAUCACGUCUUUCCUUGGCCUGGGAAGAGGGCAUAACACCUUAUUUGAAGGUUAUGAACAAUCUCUUUCGGGUUAUCAUAGGUGCUCUGUGAAUGAGUCUGUGCUGGUGACUCAUGUGAUCUCCUAUCCAACCUCAUACACCCAGAGGAGACCAUGUGGAGGAUGGCUGCCAUGGACAAUGUGUGAUGUCACAGUUUAUCAAACAUCAUAUCGAACAGAGUUCUCCAACACGACCAGACAGGUCAUGAAAUGUUGCCAUGGCUACGAGCAAAUUGGGAGUUACUGCGCUUUGUUUUUAAACAGAAGUACAGAAUUUACAUCAAAGCAAGGGCUCUGUCCCUCAGGAGGAGUCUCGGGGUCUCUAGGCAAUGAUGCAAACCCCUCUGGCUCUGUGUGCACGUGGGACAUAGAUUGCCCGGGAUGGCAGAAAUGCUGUCAGAAUGAAAACAUCAGUCAGUGCUCAGACCCACUACUAACAGCCAACAGAGGCUGGUGCUUCAAUGCAACAAUAACAGUUAAGACAGCCUAUGAGCUUGUUCUUAUGGACAAAGGACUCUUUAACCACACGCGGCUUCUUCACUCUUUGGUAACAGGUUCUCUGGGUACUAAUGGUGUUUCUGUGUAUCAUCUCUGGUCUUGGGCAGCAGGACCCUUCACGACCUCUUCAUUACUUCUGGUUUGCUCCUCUGUAGUUCUGUCUCUGAAAAACAUCUCCACACAACUAUACUGGCUAGGAAACAUAGAGGAGGUGACUAAUGUAGUGGUGGAAGAUGUGGAUGAAUGUGCAAACCCCCAAUUGAACAAUUGUUCCAACCACGCAAACUGUAGUAACACCGAAGGAUCUUAUACAUGCAUCUGCCACCAUGGUUAUCAAGACGACAACUCUGCUCAAGCAGGAACAGUUUGCAUUGCCCCCAAAGUAACUACUCCACCAAGUACAACAACAAACUCCCCUACCACCACAACUCAACAUACUUUAGGUCCUAUAACAUAUACUGAUGAAAUAGAAAGUGGAGAUGUUAUCAUAGACACAUCCUCUGUUGAUCAGCCUGGAGGUUUAAGUAUUUUUACCAGCCAACCACCUCCUUCUACAUGUGACUACAUACCUGAGAUCACCAGCAUCUUGUCUUAUAAUGUCACUAAUUCCACAUUCAAUGUGACCUGGACCACCAACCACCAGAAUGGUGUCAGUUUCAACCUGGUUCUGCUACAGGGGACCACUGAGCUGGCAAAUAAGAAUACAAUAGACUUGCAUUGGAUGUUCACAGACUUGAACCCUGCAGUUCUUUACACUUUACUGGUCAGUCCAAUUGCUUGUGGAAACACGGGAAACCCUAUGAAGGUCAAAGUGAGGACAGAUGGAGAGAUGAUCAUUGCGACAGCCCGUUUGACCAGCAUGACGUAUGAACAGUAUAUGAGCGAUCCAAACAGUGAAGACUUUAAGAAGUUCUGCGAGAGCGUCAUAGAGGAGAUUGGUUUAUCCUUAAGUGCAGAUAUACGUAAACUCAUCAUCUCAGGAUUGGUCACCAUCCAGAUCACAUCCCUUUCUAACGGCAGCGUGAUUGUGAACUUUUCCAUCGUAUUUCCGCCAAACAACAACUUAGACAUGUUAAAUGUGUCUACAGCUCUGAUGGAAUCACUACAGAACAGCAGCGUAUACACUGUAGAUAAAAACAGUAUACAAAUAGAGGAUUUAAAUGAGUGUUCGCUGGGUAUGGCGGACUGCUCUCUGUGGGCUAACUGUACUAACACCCUUGGCUCGUACACCUGUGACUGUUGGAACGGGUACACAGACUGGAACCCCAACAGACCAGGACGCAGCUGUGCAGCAUCAACAUCACCUCCACAGUCUUCUUUUAUCUCCACUACACCGAGCGUUGAUCUCACCACAAACAGUCCUUUAACAACCUCACACUCCACUACAACAACCACAACUCUUAUUCCAGCAACCCUGAAAUCAAAUGGACCAUCGACCAGUUCCAUAACUCAGGCUAGCCCACACAAAUCUACGGCAAGUCUAACGACAUCAGACGACUCAUUUGGGUUGCAAACUACGCCCGGUAACGAGUCAAUAUAUGUGGAGUGCGGCACUGGUUUCAUAUCAGUCAUUGUAAGACGCGACUUCCUGAACAACAGUUAUAUUCCAGUCAGUGCCUUGUACCUCAGUCAAUCUGAAUGUGUCCCAAAUCAAGUAAAUUCAACUCACGUGCACCUCGUCGCAGCGUGGCAUAAGUGUGGUACUACGUUGAAACAAAACAGCACUCAUAAUACGCUUAAUGUGACUCUGUAUAACGAAAUGAACAGUGUAUUCUUACAUAACGGAUUGCCGAUGGCUCCUCUCAAUCGUCUGGCGGUUCCCAUCAUCUGCACCUACAGCAGCAGUGUCGUCAUCUCCACGGGAUACUCCUCCUCAGGGUAUUUUGACCUGAUCAAAGAUGUAAUAUAUGGAUCAGGUCAUUUCCAAGUUAAUGUGAGGUUGCUGAACGGGACGUUUCCACUGCCUGAGAAUUACACGCUCUCCGCAGACGAGGAGAUCGUCGUGGAGGUCGCGGUCAACACAACUAUACCCCAAAUUAAAGUUAUUAUCAACAAGUGCUGGGCCACACCCACCAUGGACUCAUCACAAUCAAUCAGCUAUUUGUUUCUGGACAACGGUUGUCCGAGUGUAAAUUCACACACUACGGUUAUUCAGAACGGAAACGACACGGUGGCUUUGCUGUCGGUGCGGGUCUUCGCAUUAGCAAACGAGAACAUCAUCUACCUGCACUGUCAGAUCCAGAUCUGUGUGGCUAUUCAGGAAAACACCUGCAGUCCUGCUUGUGGUCUGGUCAAAGCAUACAGGUCAUCUAAUCUAAUUGGAGUGACAAGGGCAUCCUUUGGACCUUUGCUCAGAUCAAAUAAAAUAAAUCCACCCAUCGACCCAACAUCUAAUACCAUUUUCACUGUUGGGUUUGUUCUGCUUGGUGUUGGUGUGGUUCUGCUUUCCCUGGCUGCUAUUGGAGGAUUGUUCUAUUACAAAAGGAAAAUCGGGGCCUACAAUUUUAAUAUUAGACCACAGCAGGAAAACUUUACGUAUCAUGUGUUUGAUGCCUAAAUACUUUCUAAUAACUACACUAACUACAUGGCUGGACAUUGCUAGUAGCAUAUGUAUAAUGAACCAAAUUGAUAGUAUCAGUGAACUAUAUUUUUAUAAUGAAACAUACAGACAGUUUUUCUGUGUCAGCACUUUAAACAAAAAAAAACGUAUGUAUAGAUAAUUUAUGUUGAGUGAAGGUAAUUUCAGAAAUUUGCACAUUAACGUUACAUUAAACCAUGUCCUUGUAAUGGCGCUCUAUCUUUUUGAUGAGCCACUAGAGGGCGCUGUUGUAUUUACUGUCCAUGUUAUACCCGCUUCCGUCUGGCUCUGUGGACAUUUAAGUUUAGGCAGCUGGAAGAUAAACAUCUUUAAAACUGAAAUUGUUGGUUUUAUUGGUAUUUUUUGUGUUUAAAUCCGUUACAUUCAUAUAGAAGCGUUUUUGUGUUUCUGCACAAAAACAUGCGUGAAUCAAAAAUAUUAUGAUCACAAAGGAUUCAACUUUGAUGUAAUGUUACUUUCCACUGAGACUGAAGUGUAUUGUGCCUGUGGGAGAGAGCUUGUAAACAUGUAUGGGGUUUUUGAAUAGACAGUGCACUUGGGGGAUGGGGUGGUGAAGAAACAUAUUUUUAACCCAAUUAUUAGCCUUGUUAACCUCCUGCUAAAGUCAUUUCUGUGGUAACACUACUCAACUGCCUAACUGUUUUCAGUUCAUUAACGCUAGAAAUUAAGACAUCUGCAGUCGUGAAAUCAUAUUAAAUGAUAUUUGAUCCAUUUGAGUGUAUAAAUAACAACUCUACAUUCUUGUCUUGAAAUUGCUGUCUAAAAAUCUCUUGCAGACGAUGCAUUACUAUAGGUGUA
Molecule: messenger RNA, 4287 nt
Organism: Triplophysa rosa
Lineage: Eukaryota; Metazoa; Chordata; Actinopteri; Cypriniformes; Nemacheilidae
Gene: umodl1
Product: uromodulin-like 1
Exons: 18
Coding region: 178-3447 (1089 amino acids)
Cellular component (GO): extracellular region; cell surface
Molecular function (GO): protein binding; calcium ion binding; peptidase inhibitor activity
Source: RefSeq, a predicted model, not a curated record